AAGAAUGGCAUCUCAGCUGGACAUGCCUUCCGAGGCAGACUAUGUGAUUGUCGGAGGGGGGGGGCAUCCGGGCUAGUGCUCGCCGCUCGAUUGUCCGAGGGAAAUGCCACCCACUCUGUUAUCGUUCUGGAGGCUGGCAAGAACCUCGUCCAGGAUCCUCGUGUUCAGACCCCUGCCCUCUGGACCACUCUAAUGGGGUCUGAAGCGGAUUGGCAGUUUGAAUCCACGCCGCAGGCUGGCCUAGGCGACCGAGUCAUCAAGGAACCUCAGGGCAAGCUGCUCGGUGGCUCAUCUGGCAUCAAUGGCCAGGCCUUUGUAGCACCCACGAAGGCGGGAAUUGAUGGCUGGGCCAAGCUCGGCGCCACCAGUUGGACCUGGGAAACUCUCUCCCCGUACGAUAAAAAGGCCUACAUGCUACAGCUUCCAGAUGAAGCCACUCGUGACCAUAUCGGGAUAAGCUGGGUUGACCCGAAGGUGAAUGGAGACUCGGGUCCGAUCAAGGUCUCUUUCCCCGCUGUGCGACAAGAUCCGCUCUCUAAGGCCUGGGUUGACACCUUUCACGAGAUGGGAUAUGGAGUCACAGCUGAUCCUUUCUCGGGUGUGUCUAUUGGCGGUUACUCCAACCUGGCGGCCGUCGAUGCAGAGACAAAGACACGGAGUUAUGCAGCUACCGGGUAUGGUCUCCCAGCUAUGCAGCGACCAAGCGUUCGUAUUAUCACAAAUGCAGUCGCUCGUCGAAUCAUUCUUUCCCAGGAAGAUUCGAGAGCAACGGCUACCGGGGUGGAAGCGAAUGUCGAAGGGCAAACGAUCGUCAUUAAAGCCAAGAAGGAGGUCAUUCUUACUGCCGGCGCUCUCAACACUCCGAAACUGCUUGAACUGUCUGGAAUCGGAAACAGAGCUAUUCUCGGCCAAUUCAGUAUCCCUGUAGUGAUCGAAAACCCCAAUGUCGGUGAGAAUCUCCAGGACCAUCUCAUGAGUGGCAUCAGUUUCGAGGUGAAGCCGGGGGUUAUGACCGGUGAUCCACUGCUGCGACAGGAACCAGGCGCGAUUCAGACUGCGAUGCAACUCUAUGCAGAGCACAAAGAAGGACCCAUGACCGUAGGAGGCGUGCAGUCCUGUGGCUAUAUGCCUAUCAUUGACUAUCACGGGCAACAGGAAGCUAAGCGGGCCCAUCUCGAUAGUUUCCUCGGCCACCCAGAUGAUCGGGAUCGGGUGAUCCGAGACAUUUACGCGGAGAGGGAUGCACCAAUCUGCUCGAUGUUUAUGUUCCUUGCUCAGGCGAACCUUCAUCAAACCGGCAAGAGCUUCGUUGGCCAGGAGCUCAUGCCUGGAAACUUUCUAAGCUUGGGCCUCUCCCAAAGUCUUCCCUUCUCUCGCGGAACAGUGCACAUUGCCUCUUCGGACCCUGACGGGCCCCCGAUAAUCGAUCCUCACUACUUCUCAAACCCAUUAGACUUGGAUCUCAUGGCCCGUAAUCUAUUGGACAUGGAACGACUCCACGUUCUAAAGCCUAUUUCCGAAUAUCUGGUGGUCGACGGGCAACGGAAUCACCCCGACGCUUUCCUCACAGAUCUUGAAUCCGCAAAGAAGUAUCUCCGCCAUACAGCCACUACUACCUACCAUUCCAGUGGUACAGCGGCUAUGCUUCCUCGGGAGAAAGGAGGGGUGGUAGAUGAGAAUUUGCGUGUCUAUGGAACCACGAACCUGCGUGUCUGUGAUGCCAGUAUCUUUCCUCUGAUUCCCGCAGCAAAUAUCAUGUCUACGGUGUAUGCGGUGGCAGAGAGAGCAGCGGAUAUUAUCAGAACUGGUGCAUGA
Molecule: messenger RNA, 1815 nt
Organism: Aspergillus bombycis
Lineage: Eukaryota; Fungi; Ascomycota; Eurotiomycetes; Eurotiales; Aspergillaceae
Product: GMC family oxidoreductase
Exons: 2
Molecular function (GO): oxidoreductase activity, acting on CH-OH group of donors; flavin adenine dinucleotide binding
Source: RefSeq, a predicted model, not a curated record